CUUCGCUGUUCUUCUACUACCACCCUAAUACAGUAGAAAAACUCGUCUGCAACUGAAUUUUAGAGGGUUUUUGAAAUUUCCGAUCUCCACCGAUUACAGAAGAAGAGAAGGGUUAGAAUUAGCAACCGGUGAUGAUGAUUCGGUCGGCGUUCAGACUAUCCCGUGCAGCAACCACUGUCGUCAAGACUGCGCAUUCGGGAUUCAACUCUCGCAAGCCAACAAUUUUCGCUCCGUCGGCGGCGGCAUCACGGUCGCUUCACGAGAGAAUCACCAGUCCCAAUGCCAAUCCAGUUACCAUUCAGAUGAUCGACUACGCUCUCUCCGUUCCACGUGCUCAAAAGUCGGAUGAAUCGUAUGGGGAAGCUAUGCUGGUGCUGGAGCAGUGCCUGGCUUCGCAGCCAAGUGGUGGUGAAGAUUUUGUGUCCCAGAACUCCAAGGGAAUGGUCCUACUCGCCAUGGCCAAUCUCUCGUUUGAAAGGGGGAACUUCAACGAGGCAUUGGAGCAUCUACGGAGAACACAUGAGCUACAGAAGGCAUCUUUGGGUGUUAAAGUUGCUGCCUUGGAAGCUCUUGUUGGACUGAGCUUGGAGUUGGGGAAUGAUGAUGCUUCAUCGGUGCUCGCAGAUAAAUGUUCAGCUCUGUUAGUUUUAGACGAGUUAGCCAGUACCGGUGCUGGUUUAGAGGUUGCAGAUGCUCGUGCAAAGGCACUCAAAGGUUUUGUUGAGUCUGUUCGUGGCAAUUUUAAAGCAGCUGAAUCACACUUUGGAGGAUUACUGGGAAAUGAUGACUGUGUUGGGUCUGCUGCUUUGUCAUAUGGAGAAUUCUUGCACGCCACACGAAAUUUCACAUUGGCAAAGGAAUUCUAUCAGAAGGUUACUGAAGGAGAGGCUUAUAACAAAGAGUUCAAUGACAGCAAUGCAUUAACAGCUUGCAACAUGGCUUCAGAUCAAGUUCAGAUAGCAGCCACUUGUGCCCUGGGACAGCUUGAAGCACACAUGGGGAAAUUUGAUGAUGCGGAAGAAACAUUAACCAAGGCACUGAACAGGGCUGAGUUAUUAUAUGGUCCUCGGCACCCUAGGGUUGGAGUAGUCUUGACUUGCUUGGCACUCAUGUUCCGGCAGAAAGCAACACAAGAGCACUCAAGCUCUCUCUUGAUUCAGGAGGGACUCUAUAGAAGAGCAAUCGAGUUGCUGAAAGUUCCAUCAGUUGAUUUUGAAGUUAAUCAAACAAUGGGAGCUUGGAGGGACAUCGCCGCCCUUGCACGAGCUGGCUACGCAGAAGCACUUAGUGUUCAAGAUAACAGAAAGAGUGAAGGAGAGAAGAUGAAAUGUUGGGCAGAAGCUCAUUGGAGAAACAGUCGCUUAUCUCUUGCCGAGGCACUAAGAGUCAAUGAAUCCUCCAACAGCGUUCCUGUUAUAGAUGCUCGAACUGGUAGAGCUCUGUAACUGUAAGGUCUUGUUUGAUAAGCAAAAGAAUAAAAGCUGGAUGCUGCUGUUGUACAUCAAAAUGAUACCAUUAAAGACAUCUAUAUGAACGUUGAAGAAAUAACCUCUUCUGUACUAACAAGUAAAAACACCCUUAUUGUACAUCCUCCCACAAAGUUGCAUCCUAAUUUGUUAAUCCGAAGUACAAAGGUGAGUCCCUUCUACAGAGGAAUGAAUAUCCAGACCCUUCCCGAUAUCAACUCCAAUCACUUCAAGUAUGGCUUCGUUAAUUAUCUGCAUUAUCAAAAUCAGAGCAGUCAGAAUUGGGGAAGUUCAUUUCUUUAUGCAGCCAAUCAUGGGGAGAGCGAACAAUGCUCUUGUUUACCAGUUCGUAAUACGACCCUAGGAGGGUUGUAAUCCAGAAUCGUGCAGCUAAGGAGUUCUCGAACCUUGGAUUAGACUCACUCGAACAAGAACUCCACAAAACAUGGUAUAGAAUUUGGUGUUGGGAUGGGAGUUUCAUGCAAUUCUCACAAAGGGAGAAAGGCUCGAGAACUAUGGGUAGAAGCCUGGCCACGAACACCGUGAUUAGCUGAACGAUACAAGCACUCGAUCGCUUGGAAAACCCUAAGCAACCAACUCAAUUCGUCAAGCAACAAGCAAGAUGAAUCAAAGCUUUACUUUGUAUUCGAUUGAUAAAAAAACUGAGUUGAAACGCAGUUGAAUGACCUUAAAUAGACCUAGGCUAGCUAACAAACUAAUACCAAGUUCCAAUCACAAACAAACUUGGAAAUUGAACUCAAAACAGAAAGGUAAAGAACCCUAGUCGCAAUCCUAAUCCGAAUAGGAUUCAGAUUCUUGAUCAAGCAAGGAAGUUUCUUCAGGCUUUGUACAAUCUUGCUGGCCCUCGUUCAAAGUCCUCUCUUUAUUCCAGUCAUCCAAUGCCUCUAGGUUGUAGUAGAAAUCCUCUAUUUUCAUGUUGUAUAGCCCUCUUGGAUAGAUUCCUCUCCAUCUUCCUUGAAGAAGCCAUCAAAGUCGGGUACUGAAACUAGUUCCGACACUUGGCCAAAUUUUGGUUGUUUUCCUGUUUUGAGGAAGGAUUUUGGUGAGCUUGGAAAAUGACCUUCCUGACUUCUCCUUGAGCUGGAGCUUGCAAAUGUAUAAAUAAACACUUAUUCUUGCAAACAAGCCAUGAAUCCCUCAUUUUCAUCGAUCCAUUUGUGUCGACGAAGCUUGUAAAUUUGGCUUCCUACAAAGUUAGAACACUUAAACAAUUUUCAGAUUGUUCCCUUUCACUUGCCCUUGCUUCUUUGACACUCAAUGGAGACUUGGAAAGCAAGUAAUUUGAGAUCAUAUUAGGCCCCCCUCUUCAAAAAAUUUUGCUCUCAAAACUUUGGCCUUUCGUUGCUCAAAUCGAUCACAGAAUUAAUCCCAAAUUGGAUCUGAAAAGGGCUGCUCAAACACGAAAUUCUGGAAAACUAGGUCAAUGUUCUUCAUGUGCGAAAUUGGAGCUUUCAAAUUCAGGAAUCCGUAGUGAAAUUCAAGGCCACCCAUGGCUUCAUCGUGCUUUGAAUUGAAGUUCUGGACGAGUCUCGUGAUUCGAAUCAUCGUUUUUGUCAACGAAUCGGCCCCAGUUUCUUUCUCGCUAUCGUCGUCAUUCAAACUCUCUAAACCCAGAAAGUUCAAUCGUGAUUGAUCCUAGAGCAUACCGUGAUCAUAUUGAAUGGUUCUGCAACAAGAUUGAAACACAUCACUCCCAAUUGUUCAAUCCCAUUCACUCAAUUUUUCUUCGAGUUCUUCGGGUUUCAGGGCACUUUCUGGUCGAAUUUUAUUAUGCAAUCCAAAUGAUUUAGUUCCAUUUCCACCAUCAUUUAAGUUUCCAGCGAUGAUUUGCAACGUGUUGUCGCUUUCCUCUUGGCUCGAAUCUCCUUCCACUAGUCUGGCCAAUAGACCCUCUCUCCUGCACUGCUCCGGCGAGACACAGCUUCAUCGUCGACGCGGAGUUUGCUUCUUCCUGAACCCAGUGAGCAUGAAGCAUCGGGUGAGGAGAAGAGUAGGACUAGAGCCCUCAGAUGAUUUUCCUUUUUAUCUUUAUUGGUUGGCCACCAUUUGUCGUCGAUCGUCCCGCACUUCCUCUAGCGUCAAUGAUUUCAGCACAAAUUUCUUUCCUUGGUGUCGGACCUGGUACCGGUUCCUUCUUCCAUCAUGGCUGACACCCCGAUCAAAUUGCCAGGGCCGUCCCAGCAAAACGUGAGUUGCAUGCAUCAGAGCUAUGUCAAAUUCCAACUCGUCCCUGUACUCUCCGAUUUGAAAGCCCACCUUCGCUCGUUUGGUCACUCGAAUUGCUUCGUUGUCGUUGAGCCAAUGUAGGUUAUAGGGAUCUGAAUGUCUCAACGUGCUCAAUCCGAGCUACUGAUGACGUUGGCGCAACUUCCCGUCAACAAUUUUCCAUUCACCUCACAUCGCGAGUGAAACGAGUUUCCCUCUAACCGAAAUCCGGCAAACUCUCUACGGUAAGGGCUCAGUGGCUGACUCCCAGUAUCUUUCUAGUUGGCGUUUACACCUUAAUGUGCUCGUCAACCCUCUCCUCGUCACCAGAAUCCGAUAGCUCGUCGUCGGUAACGUACUCACCAUCUUUGAGCACAAGUGUCUUCGAAUUGGGGCACUGAUUUGCCUUGUUUCCCCUUCCGUGACACUUAAAGAACUGGAUUCCUCCAGUUCUUUCUAUAGCAUCUAGGACAACUUUCUUAGUCGGAGCUUUGCUGGGUUCAGAGCCCACCUAUGGAGGAUUGGAAUCGGAAGUCAGCUCGGUCACUGGCUUGAUGGUCGAAGCAAACCGUCUGCGUGUAGUCUUCUGUUGCUUCUCGACCUUGCAAGGUGAAGGGCUUCCUCCAGAUCGAAAAACGAUCUAAGAUCCACUUCCUGUCGAAUCUCUCGAUUCAAACCAUGAAGAAAACGAGCUAUCGUUAGUUCCUGAUCUUCUCUUACGUUGGCACGCAUCAUUAGCAGCUCCAAAUCCUUGAAAUACUCCUCCACUGUUCAUGUUCCUUGUCUAAUCUGCUACAGAGACUCGUGCAAUUCCCUUUGAUACACUACAAGAAAAGGAGCAUUUAGCGACGAGCUUCUAAUGACAGCCAGCUUCAGCCGUCGCUAAUUGUAUUGAUUUGACGGAGCUUUGUGCCGUCUAGUCACCCGUCAGGAAACCCACUACUUUCAACUAAUCGGUGGGGUCCACAUAAUGUGUUUAUUUAUAUGUUUUAUUAACAUAUAUUAUUUUCAUUAUUGAUUUCUUCGAGACCCAUUUUAAUUUAAUUAUUUAUAAAAAGAUAAAUAGAAAAUGAACAUUUCCUCCUCCCAGACUCCAUUACGGGUUCGUGGCUUCGUGCUAUUUAUUUAUAUAUUCUUGACCUUUAACAAAUAAACAUUUAGUCAUUUACUUACUUAUAUAUUCUUUUUUUUUUGUGGCAAUGCGAUAUUCUCUUAUGAUUUAUAAACGUGAAUUAAAAAUUGCUCACAUAUUUAAGUUUCCUCUUCUGAAAGUAGAAAGCCCACCGCCCAAUUCUUACUAUUUUCUAUUUUCAAAAAGAAAAGAACAGAGAGUUCUUCAAUGGCACUUUCGAAACCCUAAUUCUCGAUGGCAAUUUCCAGUUCUCUAACAAUUCGUCAAUACCUGCCGACGUUGAUGCCGCCACCGGUACUCACGAUCUCCUUUAUUCACUCAUCUUACCUUGAUUUGGCAUGAUUCAUAAUCCUAGUUUCAUUUUCAAUUUAUCGCCCCGAGCUUUGUCGGCGUCAACACCGCCGGUGUCACCACAGUCUUCUCCGUUGUCUCUCCUCUUAGCUUGCUUCCGUUGUCGACAUUGCGGCUCUCUUUCACCGAUUCAUUAUUAUUAACAGACGUCGAGCUGAAUUUUCAAAUCUUCCUUCCCAGAGAAGGGUUGGGAGGAACGCGUGUUGAGUUCUUCAAGUCAGAUCCUAUCUCGGUAAUCCAGAAUACACUACAUGCAACUGGUAAGCAGAGAUCCAGACCUUCUAAUUAUUCCGUCGAUUUCAAUUUCAUAGUUGAAUUGAAUGUUAUGUGAAUUCGACGAAAUCUGUUCUUCUCCAUUGGAACUCUAAUUAUUUGGUCCACCAGCUAUUCGAUGAAUGUUCUCAGAGAACUAUCUAACUUCAAUUAAUAAGAGAAACCUUACAUGCUUGCUUCCAUUGUAUUUGUUUGCCAAUAUUUGAACUUGUCCACAAACAUCAGGUAGUUAUUUGCUGUAUAGAAGGAAUAAAGAAAGAAAUUAUCUUAUUCCCUGUUCAGUGCUCUCUGUAUACAUGGAUUAAACCUUGUCAUCUCCACUUCUAGCCUUUAGGCAGGCUUAAAGUAAUCAAUCAUUUUGAUCGUACUCCUUCUCAAUUUCUUUUUUUCUUGGGUUGGUUUCAUUUCUGGGUUCCUAUUUACCUAGUAGAAGUUCUUAUUGAAAGAAUAACUAAAAAUUUUCCUUGCUAAAGUUCCCAUUUAAACAAUAGCUCUUUCAUGAUUCAUAAUUCUUUAACUUGUGGGUGUCAAAUUUGCUCAGGAGAGAUACCCUCCUAUAGCUAUCCAUCUCUCCCAUCCACAGGCUGUGAGGGAAGGUGUGUAUGGUCAAUCUGAUAUAAUUAAUGGUGCUGGUAACCAAGUCUUAAGGGUGCUAACUUUGCUUACCGUGAGCAAGAAGUACGUACGGCUUUCAGAUCUCUCCGACCUCUAAGGGUGCUAGUAACUUUGCAUACUGUGAGCAAGUACAACUUUCAUAGCUCCAUGGCCUCUAACUGAAUUGAACAGUUAUUAUUUGCUUGCAGAUGAAUGAGGAUAACAGGAGGUGAAUUUCUCUCAAGCUGCUGAUGAGUGGAUUGAUUAGUCAGCAUGUUGUUCUCUGUUGCUGUCGGUUAACUUCUUCUCAUUCUUUAAGAGCAAGUCUUAUGCCUAAAAGUUCAGUUUAAUUUCCUGUGCUGGAACCAAACUCCGUGGUUCCCAUGAACUACUUUAUGCUGGUUAAGUUUCCAUUUGCUCAAAACCCAAGUAUUGAGUACCCAUUCUGAGCUAGUUAGCUAUCUUUGAUGUUGAUGUGAAGGGAUGGAUGAGCAAUGGUGUUAUGUACUUAUGUAGACUGAAGGGGCUAAAUUAGAAGUGUACUCAGUUCUUGGUGUUGAGAAUACAAAGGGGCUAAAUUUGCAAUGGUGUUAUGUACUUAUGUAGACUGAAGUGAAGAGAAGAUAGACUAGUAGUCCUGUUUUAGAGUUAUCAUGAAUAGAAACUGCAAUACCUAGCCGUGACUUGCUGAGGUGUGAAUUCCAUGAAGGGAAUAUAGAAUUGAUUUGUGGCUCAGCACUUAGACAUAGAAUUUUAAAUUCCUGUUUUCUAGAACCCUUUAGUGGCUUGCCAAGACCUGUUUAUUGCAUGCCAGAAUAAACACAGCCCGUGAUUCAGUAGCGUACUAAUGCAUGAAAUUCUUGAGAUAGAUCAUGUUAUUGUAUUUAGAUACCUACUUCCUUUCCAUUGUUUUGCCAAGAUGUGACAAUGAUUAAAUUACUUUCGUAAAUUCCAGUAAGAUCUGCAGGCUGCAUUAGAGUUUGAAAAAUUGAAAGUGAUGUUUUCAGUUGAUGAUGAUCAAGGAACAAUGGAGAAGGAAGGUCAAGAUGGAAAUCAAAUCUGCUGUCCAAUUAUUUGUUGUACAUAAAGGUAGCAGAACUUAAUAAGUCUGUGGACUCCUGAUCUUAGGGAUUCUCUUCUUAUUGAUUGAGUGUUGCUUGGUUUGUAUUUCGCAGAAGCAAAAGUGCGUGCACGGGAAGAUCUUGUUGCAGAAUUCAAGAUGCAACCUUAGGUAUGUUCCUUCCUUCCCCGUGCACCCUACCCAGAGCGUUUGUUUUGCUGCUCUGGGAGUUAGAUUUAGGUGCUGGGCAUCUUUAGUAAGAUUUUGAGUGCUGGAUUUGUUAUUAAGUUUUAAGAUGGCUUUUAUCGGAAACUUCAGGGGAAGGCAUCUUGUAGCUGUAAGGCAUUCUAGCAUCAAAGGUGGAAUGGAACUUCAAAUUCAGAGGUAGGCACACAAGCAAGUUUUUAUUUGUUAUGUUGGGUGGUGGUAGCCGUUGAUGCACGCUUGCCCUGUUUAUCGAAUAGAUACUGCAAUGGCAUCGUAGGAGUCUACCAACGUUGUGACAAUGGGUAUUUGAUUUGGUUUUAAUUCUAGAUUCAUUCUGGUUAAUGUUUUGUCUGGAGAAUGGUCUUUUUGUAGACUGUAGACAGUAUUGCAAUUACCUAUGAGUAUAUAACCCUUGGAUUACGAGUAAAGAGUAUCUAACCCUUGGAUUACUUAUGAAGUGUGCAUAAGUUAGAGUGAUUUUUUUUUCUAUGGGGAACUAACCAUGAUUUAUUUUUAUUUCAUUGAUUAAUAGUUAAGCAUCAAAUGCUGCCUAACCAUAGCUAUUUCCUUGUGAAGCUGAGGAUAACCACUACAACUUCCAAGAGAGCCAGACUUUGAAACAGCACACAGAGCACACAGGACAAGGUUUUUCCUUUAAAUAUAAAGUUCAAGUUGUUUUUAUACAUGUUUUGAUUUCCUUUUAAACAUGUUUAAUUUCAUUGGAUAUUAUCCUGGUUGACUUCCUGAGUUUGCAGAUCCAAAAUAUGCAGCUAAAGAUGGAUGUGAAACCCUAAGAUGAUCUAAUUCUAUGAGCAUUCCCAAGGGAGAUAAACAGCUUCGUAUUCUAUUUAUUGGUGAGCUUGAUCUACUAGUGAUAAUCAGUACUAGAUAUGUUCGUACAGUCACUGUUUAGUUGAAAGUUGUUAUGUAUAGGCUUAGUCAAUUCCCAUCACAGCCCCAUAGUUAGUACUUGAUAUUUUCUUUUGGAUGAAUAUGAUCUUGUGCUGGGUUUUGCUGAUUUUAUUUGAAAAUUGGGUUUAAAAUUGCAGGAGAAACCACCAUACCUACAUCUCUAGUACAGAGAAAGGAAGGCUUACAACAAUGGAAUAGGUUGAUAUCUUGUAUGUUCUGGAUUCCCUUAUCAUUUUGAUUAUUUUUUUCAAGUUUGUUCUUGUUUCUCUUGAUUAUGACUUGACUGUUCGAACGUAGAUGUUUAUGCAAACCCAUUGGGGGAUUCAUUACCUUGCUACUAUACCACUACCAUGUUUGAUUUUGCAGCACCCUUUUUCAAACCCACGAAUUCACUGCCUAGACUUGCUCAUAUUAUUACCCUACUUACUCAGUCUGUGUUAGUCACUCAUCAGGAAAUUUAUGUUGUCUAAUUUUGAAGGGUUCCCUCCUCCUAGCUAAACUGUAGUUUCCAUUUGUUAUAUAUUUCAGGGUCUUUGUACAGACUUAUCAACUCAGAUUGCUUCCUCAGCUUCCUGCCAAGACAUGAAGGUAAACUGAAUUGCAUUCAUCUUCUAAUGAAUGUUAUCCUACAAAAACAGCUCUUAGUUCAUUGAGUAAGAGAUCGCAAUUUGCAGAUUCUUGAGGCUCCUUCAUUAUUUAUCUAAAAAAAAAAGGUACUCCAUGGUACUCUGCGUUUCAAGUGAGUUCUCUACUUAUCUUCUAUAUUUCCUUUUUAUGCUUUUUUUGUUCAAGUGUUUGCCUGAUUUUAAUUCAUACUCGUUGCUUUGCAGAAAUCUCACCUGAAUAAAUGAGAGAGGACCAUGUAGCAUAAUUUUUCAAUUUCAUCUUCCUCACUUCAGUGCACCGACUGUAAUCAGGUAAACAUGUUUAAAUUUCUUAUUAUGAUUCAAGUUGAAACAAUCUAAUAGUAAGGUUUGUUCUGAGUGGUAGGAUGUUGUGUAGUUACUCUACUAUUUCAUGACAAAUUGUCUCUUUUUUUUGGCAUGGCAUGGACAAGCAGGCUACUGUUCGUGUUUCAUAAAUGGGAAGGAGAGAAUCCAGAAGGUUAUAGGAUAUUUGAAGAAGGGAAAAAAAUAUGGGAUCAUUUAACACUGUUUUGAAGAAUCGAGGUGUAGGAGUGCUUUCUAAAAAGCUGUUUAUCUUUUCAUGUUUGAAUGCAGGUACUUUCAAGCAAAGAAGACAUUGGCGUAUUUCGAAACAACAAGCAGAAAAUGACGGUCUCCGUGGUAGUUCAUUCAUCUUCAUAAAUAUCUCUAAUAACUUCCAGUUUUGAUGGUUGAUUACUUAGGUAAUUAAGUGAUCUGAAUGGG
This is a messenger RNA of Linum trigynum, 9591 nucleotides long. Lineage: Eukaryota; Viridiplantae; Streptophyta; Magnoliopsida; Malpighiales; Linaceae. The record is from the annotation of a GenBank genome assembly.